Epithele typhae is the source of this 1086-nucleotide messenger RNA. RefSeq names its product WD40 repeat-like protein. Gene Ontology annotation, cellular component: cytosolic [4Fe-4S] assembly targeting complex. Lineage: Eukaryota; Fungi; Basidiomycota; Agaricomycetes; Polyporales; Epitheliaceae. The coding region runs from base 1 to 1086 and encodes 361 amino acids. Gene Ontology annotation, molecular function: protein binding. Gene Ontology annotation, biological process: iron-sulfur cluster assembly. The transcript is spliced from 5 exons. The record is from RefSeq and is a predicted model, not a curated record.
AUGGAUCAAGACUAUCCCGCUAUUCUGCAUCCCAUCGCAACACUAGAAGGUCACGGUGACCGCGCAUGGCACGUCGCGUGGAAUCCAGUGAAACCCCUCCUCGCCUCAUGCUCCGCGGACAAGACGGUCCGGAUGUACGCAUACACCCCAUCUACAUCCAAGUUCUCCCACAUCUCCACGAUCCCAACCGGGCACGCGAAGACCGUGCGUGCGGUCGCGUGGUCGCCAUCCGGCGCGACGCUCGCCACCGCAUCCUUCGACUCCAACAUCGGCGUGUGGGCGCAGGAAGACGCGGAGGACGGAGACAGCGAUGGCGAGGGCGUGCUCAAUCCGACGAGCGAGUGGGAGUGCAUGAGCCUGCUCGAGGGGCACGAGACGGAGUGCAAGAGCGUCGCGUACUCGCCGUCCGGGAACCUACUGGCGAGCUGCAGUCGCGAUAAGACGGUGUGGGUUUGGGAAGUACAUCCGGAUCAUGACUUCGAGUGCAUGGGCGUGCUCAUGGAGCACACGCAGGACGUGAAGUGUGUAACAUGGCAUCCGACGGAAGAGAUACUCGCAUCUGCAUCCUACGAUGAUACCAUAAAGCUCUACAUCGAUGAUCCGCAAGAAGACUGGUACUGCUUCCAGACCCUCUCGGGACACGCUUCAACCGUCUGGUCCCUGGCAUUCUCUCCCGACGGCCGUUUCCUCGCCUCUGCGUCCGACGACGGCACAAUACGCUUUUGGGAGCGCGUUCAAGAGCACAAAUGGGAGUGCGUCGAGAUUCUCGAAGCUCACGAGCGCAGGAUAGGGUCCAUCAGCUGGGGCAAGGGAAAGCCUCUGAACGCCGGAGAAGAGAGUUUAGGCUGGCUCGCAAGCGCAGGCGACGAAGGCGCGAUCAACAUUUGGAAGAUCGGGGUCGUGCCCAGUGAGAAGGACCCGAGUCGAAAGGCCAUCACGCAUACACUCAUCGCGAAGUGCGUGCAACCACACGAUAUCCAUGAUGUGAACACCGUGGCGUGGUGUCCUCGUGUAGGUCUUGAAGACCUGCUCGCCACUGCAAGCGACGACGGUGUGGUCAAGGUAUGGAAGGUUGCCCCGUCGUAG